AAUAAAGCGUUACUCGCAGAGCUUCUCCAGUAUUAAAACUAACGCCAGCGGCAACCAACUUCAUCGAGCAACAGUGCAACAAUGCUACUGCAACAGCAGCGACUUGGUGCUCUGCACCCCUCCAGGCGUGCGUUUGGCUGCCCAAUUGGGCAGGCGAUGCGCCGCGCGGGGCCCACGGGUCGUGUCAGCCGGCUGCCCGUGUGUGCGUCUCUGACCGUCAAGGACUCCCAAUCGGGUGUAGAAUAUCUCCUCGCGCAAAAGUUCUGGCAGGGUGAUGCGUAUCGCUGCCUGGGUGCGGCUACUCGCUCAAAGCAAAUCGUGUUUGUUAAUGUGAAGGUGUACUCGGUGGCAGCCUACGUGGAGGCGGACCGAGCCGCCCACGAGCUGGGCGUGCGCUACCGGGGCGGCUUCUUCGAAAGGGACGACGACUACUGCUCCGCAAUCCUGGACGGCGCCUUCAACAAGGCCAUCACGGUGCACCUGGUGCGGGACGUGACGGGCGAGCAGUUCACGGAGGCCAUCAACAAGAGCCUGGCGCCGCGCAUGCAGCUGGCAGGCGACACCGCCUCGCUGGACGAGUUCAACGCCUACUUCAAGAGCAAAAACCUGGUCAACAGGACGGAGGUGGUGCUGCUGUGGAGCCUGGCGGGCGACCUGGAGGUGCUCGUCACGCCGCCACUCACCGCACCCCAGGAGUACGCGCAGGCCAAGCCCGAGCUGCGUAUCCGGAGUCCCUCGCUGUGCCGCGGCCUGUUUGAGAUCUUUUUGGGCGGCAGACCAGUGGUUCCGGAGGCGCGGGCGGAGUGGGCCAAGGGCGCAAAGACGCUGCUGGAGAGCGAAAAUGUCAAGCGUGCAACUCGGAAGAACUAGCCGGAUGGGGCAUUAGCAAGGACCAUUAUGGUGAACGACAUGUGUACAAGCAGGUUGGCCAGUGCUUCCCUAGCGUCCUCCCUUAAUAGGUUUUGUAUUUUCCUGAACCGGGCAAUUUUGACACCAAUUGUGUUGUCGCAUUCCAUAGCAGCUUGAGGGGUUGGAGGUUGUGUGGGUUUAUAUGGCUGGGCUGGCAGCCUGCCACUGAAGAUUACAGGAGCUGAAGGUGACGCCAUGCGCAACAAUGGAGUGCGAUAACUUCAAGCGGUGCGUGUGUAUGCACAGGAAAUGUAUAGGGGAGAAGCACGGGGUAUGAAUAACAUGCGGCCA
Astrephomene gubernaculifera is the source of this 1200-nucleotide messenger RNA. NCBI's taxonomy places the organism in Eukaryota, Viridiplantae, Chlorophyta, Chlorophyceae, Chlamydomonadales, Astrephomenaceae. The record is from the annotation of a GenBank genome assembly.